CCUCCACCAACUAUGGAAUAACCCAGAAAAUCCUUGCAGAUCUUCAGGUUUAUAAAUAACGAGUCUCCCAAAACCAUUCACAUCAAAAUUCGUUUUCUUCAUAUUCUACUUACCAACCAUCAAACACCAAGCCAUGGUUUCUGCUUAUUUUUCUUCUUCCAAUGUUUCAGCCUUGCUCGUUUUCCUCUUCAUGAUGAGCACUUCCAUGGUUGCCUUUGGUGGCAAAUUUUACGAUGAUUUCUACAUAACAUGGGGACCGGAGAAUGCUAAAAUGCUCGAUUAUGGGCAGCUCUUGACUCUAUCCCUCAAUAGUGUCAGUGGCUCGGCAUUUGAGUCCUACAAUCAAUAUCUAUAUGUAAAGAUAGACAUGCAAAUCAAACUUGUUGCCGGAAACUCUGCCGGUACCGUCACUACAUUCUACUUAUCCUCAACAGGAAAUCAUCAUGAUGAGAUAGACUUUGAAUUCUUGGGAAAUGUUACUGGUCAGCCUUACAUUCUUCAUACGAAUGUCUUUUGCCAAGGACAGGGCAACAAAGAGCAGCAAUUCUACCUUUGGUUUGAUCCUACUGCCGAUUUCCACACAUAUUCUAUCCUUUGGAAUCCCCUAAACAUUGUCUUCUUGGUAGAUGGCAUUCCCAUUAGACAGUUCAAGAACCUGGAGUCCUUUGGCAUUCCAUUUCCCAAAUACCAGCCUAUGAGGUUAUACUCCAGUCUCUGGAAUGCGGAUAACUGGGCUACAAGAGGUGGACUGGAGAAAAUAGAUUGGACGCAAGCACCCUUUACUGCAUCUUACAGGAACUUCAAUGCCAAUUCUGAUUCCCAUGGAGCAUGGUACUGGAAGAAGGUGGAUUAUUCGGGUAAAGGGCAGAUACAAUGGGUGCAAAAUAACUAUAUGAUCUACAACUACUGCACAGACUCGAAGCGAUUCCCCCCAGGGUUUGCUCCUGAAUGUUAUUUGACUAAUCUGUCCUAGACACAACUCGGCUGAUUUUUACAAUAAACCUAUGUUGAUGAGGCUGGCUUGUAAAAGCACGUCUCGCCUUGAUGAUGAGCUGUGGAACAAUAUCAUA
Rosa chinensis is the source of this 1070-nucleotide messenger RNA. RefSeq names its product xyloglucan endotransglucosylase/hydrolase protein 24. Gene Ontology annotation, biological process: xyloglucan metabolic process; cell wall biogenesis. Gene Ontology annotation, cellular component: apoplast; cell wall. NCBI's taxonomy places the organism in Eukaryota, Viridiplantae, Streptophyta, Magnoliopsida, Rosales, Rosaceae. The transcript has 3 exons. The record is from RefSeq and is a predicted model, not a curated record. Gene Ontology annotation, molecular function: xyloglucan:xyloglucosyl transferase activity; hydrolase activity, hydrolyzing O-glycosyl compounds. The coding region runs from base 134 to 973 and encodes 279 amino acids.